UGUAAUUUGAACAACCGAGUAAAAAGGCAAAAUGGAGAUAAAAACUAUCAAGAGACAAAUUCCAAUCCUUUGGGUCCCCUUCUCUAUGGGUCCUCUUGGGUCUUGUCCCCUUAUUUUCACACACUUUCUUCUCCUUGGGACGUCCGCAAAGACCCUAUCUCUCUCUCUCUCUCUCUUCAUAUCUAAAUUUCUACACAAUAUUUCUUUUGUCAAAAUCCUAUUGAAUACUGAGUAUAAAUAGACCCUAACACAUGCAACAACUCCUUAAUAUAAACACAUUAACUGCCCCUUCUUGUCUCACACUUUCACUACCCCUUCUUCAUCAAGCCUUUAAUUCAAACCACUCCCAUGGACAAACAAAUUGACUACAACACUAGAAGAACAAACCCCACUUCCCCAACGCGCCUAAAGCUCUUUGGGUUCAGCGUCCAAGAAGACAACAUGGAACACGAUGUGAUGCAUGAAGACGUGGCAGACUCAACCACCAAGGCCACUUCCACUUCCCCUUCUCCUUCUCCAUCUGGGUCGCCGGACUCAGGCGGUGGAAGUGGAAGUGGAAGUGGAGGUGGCGCUUGCCCUCCUUCCUCCGGUGACCGGAAAUACGAGUGCCAGUACUGUUUCAGAGAGUUCGCAAAUUCACAAGCACUUGGUGGGCACCAGAACGCACACAAGAAAGAGCGUCAACAACUCAAGCGUGCCCAGUUACAGGCCACUCGAAACGCCGCCGUUUCGUUCGUGCGAAACCCGAUCAUCUCCGCCUUCUCCCCUCCGCCUCACCUGCUGGCUCCGCCGGGAUCCAUGAUGGUCCCGGCGGCCGCGCCCUCGUGGGUUUACUUGCCGCCACGUGCCGCGCCUCCUCCCUUCCACGUGUCAGUAUCACACGGUUGUGUGUUCCCGUCGGCGAGCAGCAACAGCAUGUGUAAUAAUAGUAAUAUCACCAUAACAGGUGUGAAAUCAGCGGGUGCGGGGAUGUUUCCUUAUGUUGGCGUUGUAGGGGAUUCGUCAACCGCAUUGUCAACGAUGCAGGUACAAGCCCGGGCCCACCAUGCUAGUACCAAUGGACCCUCUUUGAGUAGGUUCUCUAAAGGAGACGGUGGGCCCAAUUUCGAUGAUGCAUUGGGCUUGGACUUGCACCUUAGCCUUGCGCCAGCUGCGCCGUGAUCCCUCGGCUCGGCUUGAAAGUGAAUGAUUGUAGCCGCCUCUAGGUUCAGGCUUGGCUAUAUAUGGCUGCUUCAG
Molecule: messenger RNA, 1236 nt
Organism: Gastrolobium bilobum
Lineage: Eukaryota; Viridiplantae; Streptophyta; Magnoliopsida; Fabales; Fabaceae
Product: zinc finger protein GIS3-like
Exons: 1
Coding region: 349-1161 (270 amino acids)
Biological process (GO): gibberellic acid mediated signaling pathway; trichome differentiation; trichome morphogenesis
Cellular component (GO): nucleus
Molecular function (GO): DNA-binding transcription factor activity; transcription cis-regulatory region binding
Source: RefSeq, a predicted model, not a curated record